Spathaspora passalidarum NRRL Y-27907 is the source of this 342-nucleotide messenger RNA. RefSeq lists its product as uncharacterized. Lineage: Eukaryota; Fungi; Ascomycota; Pichiomycetes; Serinales; Debaryomycetaceae. Bases 1 to 342 code for a protein of 113 amino acids. Gene Ontology annotation, cellular component: mitochondrial intermembrane space; respiratory chain complex IV; mitochondrion. Gene Ontology annotation, biological process: mitochondrial respiratory chain complex IV assembly. The transcript has a single exon. The record is from RefSeq and is a predicted model, not a curated record.
AUGGGAUUAUUCUCUAGCAGUACUGAAACCGAAAAGACGAACUUCGCUCCAGCUAAAAAGGAACGUACCGUAUGCUGGGAAAAACGAGACUUAUUCUUUGACUGUCUCACCAAGAACAACAUUGACAACUCAUUAGACGCCAAGGAAUUGCCCAAAGUCAAUAGUGAAUGCGGGAACGAAAAGAAAGAGUUUGAAGCAAGUUGUGUAAACAGUUGGAUCAAAUACUUUCAAGAAAAGAGAUUCAACGAUUUGACGAGAGCCAGAUAUAUCGCUAAAUUAGAAGCAGAGGGCGCUCAACCUAUACCCAUCAAGCUUGAGAGCAGCACCAGAAAGAAGAAUUAA